Messenger RNA from Cajanus cajan (pigeon pea), 1092 nucleotides. Lineage: Eukaryota; Viridiplantae; Streptophyta; Magnoliopsida; Fabales; Fabaceae. The record is from RefSeq and is a predicted model, not a curated record.
AUGGAAUAUCAAGACCAAAAGGCCAAGGAAGGAAGAUUCUAUGAGAAACUCAAGAUCAAGAACAAGCCAAAGUUUGUUGGAGUGAGACAAAGGGCUUCAGGGAAAUGGGCAGCAGAAAUCAAAGACACAUCAAAGAAGAUUAGGAUGUGGCUUGGAACUUAUCAAACUGCUGAAGAAGCUGCUCGAGCCUAUGAUGAAGCUGCAUGCCUCCUUCGAGGUUCAAACACUCGCACCAACUUUUCUACUCAUGAAUAUGCCAAUGCUACAAACUCUCCUAUAUAUCUCAAACUCAGAAACCUCCUUGAUCGAAAAGCCAUGCCAAAUCAAGUUCAAAUUCAAAACAAUUCCCCUAUGAUAAGUGCCACUUUCCAAGGUGCACCUAGUGGUAGUACUAGUACCAUGAAUAACAUCAUGGUCAUGGAAGAUAACUUUGCUAGUAGUAGUGAAGGUAAGUCUUUGCUUUUGCUUCAGAAUCAAGUCUCUGAUGAUAACAUGUGUGGAUUUGAUAUGAAUAUGUUCAACUGUUCAAUGGGAAUCACAUCAAAUAUGUCGCACUUUGAUUAUUCAUGGCCAUUAGCCCAACAAAGGAGUAACGAAUUACCAAUAGCAAAAGAUGGUUUGAAUGAGUGGCAUGUGGAGGAUACAUAUGAAUAUGAUGUCAAUUAUCCUCUGUCACACUUUUUUUGCUUCACUUGAUAAUUGAUAUCUGUGUUUUUCUCUCUUCUUUAUACACGUGAGAAUGAGGGUUCUGAAAAAUUAAUCAUGCUUUCUAGUUGCACAGACUUGGCUGUACUCAGUAUAUUCUUUAGUUUGUAUAAUAUUUAUUUAUUACCUUGUUUUCAUGUCAUUUUCCCUGAGAGGGUAAAUCAAGACAAGAGUAAUUGAUUUUUACACUCACCAGUCACCACUCUUUCACCAAUAAGUAUGAAGAUUUUUGGUAUCAUGGUACAAGUUGUAGCUCUGCCCCGAAUGGAACAAUUAUGUUCAUCUACUCAAAGUAAACUCAUUGGACAUACUGCAAGCAAGAAUGUAUGGUGAUCACACACAGAGCCAGGCUUAAAGAAGGGGAAAACUUCUUUUCCAUUUCUUUCC